GAUAUGGACGUCACCAGGCGUUAGAGCCCUACCGACACAGUGAGGAGAGAGGGCGAUCCAGAGAUCCGCCGGUACCAUGGCUGCCAUAUUGGAGAGGAAGUGAUUCCCGUCCGCUGAAGAAAAGGGGGACACGCAAUACUGAUAAACCAACGGAGGGAUCGCUUGCGCUACACCCAACAGACAGUAAAAAGGGGUGCGGCCUCCGUUUGCUUUUUUGCCAGGAGCCGUUCCUGACCAGGAUCUAGUUGGUACUGGGGUUUUUAAUCCCAGAUCUCGGUGAAGAUGGCGGACCCGGCAGAGUGCACCAUUAAAGUGAUGUGCCGUUUCAGGCCCUUGAACAGUUCAGAAGUGACCAGGGGGGACAAAUACAUCCCAAAAUUUCAAGGGGAGGACAACGUUGUCAUCGGGGGGAAACCAUAUGUGUUUGAUCGAGUGUUCCAGUCCAACACCACGCAGGAGCAAGUGUACAAUGCCUGUGCCCAGAAGAUUGUCAAAGAUGUUCUUGAGGGGUAUAACGGAACGAUAUUUGCCUAUGGGCAAACGUCAUCUGGUAAAACACACACAAUGGAGGGAAACCUUCAUGACUCAGACGGAAUGGGGAUCAUCCCAAGAAUAGUGCAGGACAUUUUUAACUACAUUUACUCUAUGGAUGAGAACCUAGAGUUUCACAUCAAGGUUUCAUAUUUUGAAAUAUACUUGGACAAGAUUAGGGACCUUUUGGAUGUGUCAAAGACUAACCUUUCGGUUCAUGAAGACAAAAACAGAGUCCCCUAUGUUAAGGGGUGCACGGAACGUUUCGUCUGCAGCCCGGAGGAGGUCAUGGACACCAUCGAUGAAGGAAAGUCAAACCGGCACGUAGCUGUAACAAAUAUGAAUGAGCACAGCUCCAGAAGUCACAGUAUCUUCCUGAUCAACGUGAAGCAGGAGAACACUCAGACGGAACAGAAACUGAGCGGGAAGCUGUACCUGGUGGAUCUGGCAGGCAGUGAAAAGGUCAGUAAAACCGGAGCUGAGGGGGCGGUGCUUGAUGAAGCCAAAAACAUCAACAAGUCUCUGUCGUCGCUGGGCAACGUCAUCUCAGCGCUGGCUGAAGGCUCGACCUACGUUCCAUACAGAGACAGCAAAAUGACCAGGAUCCUACAGGACUCCCUGGGGGGAAACUGCAGGACCACCAUAGUCAUCUGCUGCUCCCCCUCCUCCUUCAACGAAGCUGAGACCAAGUCCACGCUCAUGUUCGGGCAGAGAGCGAAGACCAUUAAGAACACGGUGAGCGUGAACGUGGAGCUGACGGCGGAGCAGUGGAAGAAGAAGUACGAGAGGGAGAAGGACAGGAACAAGACCCUGCGUAACACCAUCACCUGGCUGGAGAACGAGCUCAACCGAUGGCGGAACGGUGAGAGUGUGCCCGUGGAGGAGCAGUUUGACAAGGAAAAGGCCAACGCCGAGGCCCUCGCCCUGGACAACGUGGUGAACAACGAGAAGCCGGCCUCGUCGCCCGGGGUGCCCGGGGUCCGGCUCACGGACGCAGAGAAGGGGAAAUAUGACUCGGAGCUCGCUAAACUGUACAAGCAGCUGGACGACAAGGACGAUGAGAUCAACCAGCAGAGCCAGCUGGCAGAGAAGCUGAAGCAGCAGAUGCUGGACCAGGAGGAGCUGCUGGCCUCCUCCCGGCGCGACCACGACAACCUGCAGGCGGAGCUGAACCGGCUGCAGAUGGAGAACGAGGCUUCCAAGGAUGAGGUGAAGGAGGUGCUGCAGGCCCUGGAGGAGCUGGCCGUCAACUACGACCAGAAGAGCCAGGAGGUGGAGGACAAGACCAGAGAGUUCGAGCUCCUGAGCGAGGAGCUCAACCAGAAAUCGAGCGUUCUGGCCUCCAUUGACUCUGAGCUUCAGAAACUGAAGGAGAUGACCAACCACCAAAAGAAGAGGGUCACGGAGAUGAUGUCCUCUCUGCUGAAAGAUCUGGCUGAGAUUGGCAUCGCUGUGGGCAGCAACGAUAUAAAGCAACACGAGGGCAGCGGGCUGAUCGACGAGGAGUUCACGGUGGCGCGCCUCUACAUCAGCAAGAUGAAGUCGGAGGUGAAGAGCAUGGUGAAGCGCAGCAAGCAGCUGGAGAGCACGCAGGCCGAGAGCAACAAGAAGAUGGACGAGAACGAGAAGGAGCUGGCCGCCUGCCAGCUGCGCAUCUCCCAGCACGAGGCCAAGAUCAAGUCCCUGACGGAGUACCUGCAGAACGUGGAGCAGAAGAAGCGGCAGCUGGAGGAGUCUGUGGACUCCCUGAACGAGGAGCUGGUGAAGAUCAGCGCGCAGGAGAAGGUUCAUGCCAUGGAGAAGGAAAAUGAGAUUCAGACGGCUAAUGAAGUCAAGGAGGCAGUGGAGAAGCAGAUUCAGAGCCACCGUGAGGCCCACCAGAAGCAGAUCAGCAGCCUGCGUGAUGAGCUGGACAAGAAGGAGAAGCUCAUGACCGAGCUGCAGGACCUGAACCAGAAGAUCAUGCUGGAGCAGGAGCGUCUGCGCGUGGAGCACGAGAAGCUGAAGACCACCGACCAGGAGAAGAGCCGCAAACUGCACGAGCUGACGGUGAUGCAGGACAGGAGGGAGCAAGCCAGGCAGGACCUGAAGGGGCUGGAGGAGACAGUGGCCAAGGAGCUCCAGACCCUGCACAAUCUGAGGAAGCUGUUCGUUCAGGAUCUGGCAACGAGAGUGAAGAAGAGUGCGGAGAUGGACUCUGAUGAUACGGGGGGGAGUGCCGCUCAGAAGCAGAAAAUUUCCUUUCUUGAGAACAAUCUUGAACAGCUCACCAAGGUUCACAAACAGCUGGUACGUGAUAAUGCAGACCUUCGCUGCGAGCUUCCGAAGCUGGAGAAACGUCUUCGGGCUACGGCUGAGCGGGUCAAGGCGCUGGAGUCUGCUCUGAAGGAGGCCAAAGAGAACGCGGCCCGCGACCGCAAGCGCUACCAGCAGGAGGUGGACCGCAUCAAGGAGGCCGUGAGGGCCAAGAACAUGGCCAGGAGGGGGCACUCCGCGCAGAUCGCCAAGCCAAUCCGGCCCGGCCAGCCCCCGGUGGCAUCCCCCACCCACCCCAACGUGAACCGCAGCGGUGGGAACAUCUACCAGAACAGCCAGCCCGCCACCAUCCGCGGAGGGGGCGGAGUCAAGCAGGACAGGAACUGCUGAACACCGAUCAUCAUCACAGUGGAAGUUGCAGAAUAUUACCCAGAACACCUGUCAUUCCAUUACAGCCAACUGUUUUUUCACCGGAGGAUUUUUCCAGUAUAUAUAAAUAUAUAAACUCUAUACCUGGCCUGUACAGUUCUACCCUGAUCUUUUUUUCCCCAACCUGUAUGAAAUCCAUACCCUUUACGAAACUAAAACACAGACGAAAGAAACAAAGAGUGCAAUCUAGGCAUCCCGCAGAAACUAACUUCGUGUAGCUCCGUCAUAUUGCACAGUAUGUUGUCAUUCAUGUCUUGAGAUUAGUCCGCACUGUGCCAAGUUGAAUGUAUGUUACGGAUUUUCAAAAAAAAAAAGGAAAAGAAAAGAGGAAAAAAAGGUCCUAGCAGAAACCUCCUAGCCUAAUUUAUGUACAUUCAGUUGUUUUUAGGGCUCGUACAACCCUUUUUCUCGGCGUAGAUUUGAUAAGCUCGUUUGAAGUUGAGUUGAAUCGAUAAAUUAAAACACUACUGUCCCGUUGUACAGUUUGAAAUAGCACUGAGUAUGUUUUCUUAAAAUGGGUGUUUAGAUUUGGGGAUGAAACUGCCACCGUUCUUUUUGCUAGGGAUGUUGGGAACAGUGCACUCUCGAGAGGUAACCAGAUACACAAGGUCUUUACACAUGAUGGAAAGAAGGAGUUUGCGAUUGUAGUCGGCACAGGAGGAAGCUGCUUAGUAAUUAACAGCAAGUACACAUUAUAGCCAGGUUUUCAGCAAAUUAAUGUACUGUACGAUAACGAAGUGGUUAAUUGCAUUGUUACUGAAUGAUAUCUAUAUCUGCAUAUGCAAAUGUAUAUGCCUUUGGUAAAUGAAAAUGGAACACUUGGUUGUCCUGUCCAUGAUAUUGUCCAUUUGUCAUCUAGUCAUGCUUUUUUUUUAAAUAUGUUAUUAUUUAGCUGUGCGCUCAUGCUCCGAUAUCAUUUUAAGGCCUGUUGGACCAUAGGCAUGUAUUGUUUUUAGAUGAUUUUAAUGAAAUUAUGGGUUUCAUGCGCUCAAACCCACGUGUCUUUUUUUUAAUCUCUGCUGCGGUUAUUGAGGUGAUAGAACUUUAUUAUUAAUAUUGUUGCUAUGCUACCUGUCGUGAAUUGUGCAACCCAUGACGUUUGGAGAGUAUCACUUAGGAAACUGAUCACUGAUGUAUAGUAAUAGCAUUUUAUUAAUUUGCUUGCAGUGUAAAUUUGGGGGAGGGAGAAUGGGAGGAAGGGGUUAUUUUAUCAAAAUUUUUUUCUAAUUUUUUUCCCCUCCAUUGGGCUUUUGUAAGACC
Messenger RNA from Megalops cyprinoides (Indo-Pacific tarpon), 4476 nucleotides. Its product is annotated as kinesin-1 heavy chain-like. The record is from RefSeq and is a predicted model, not a curated record. Gene Ontology annotation, biological process: microtubule-based movement. The coding region runs from base 283 to 3177 and encodes 964 amino acids. Gene Ontology annotation, molecular function: microtubule motor activity; ATP binding; microtubule binding. Lineage: Eukaryota; Metazoa; Chordata; Actinopteri; Elopiformes; Megalopidae. The transcript is spliced from 26 exons.